Molecule: messenger RNA, 2861 nt
Organism: Salvelinus sp. IW2-2015
Lineage: Eukaryota; Metazoa; Chordata; Actinopteri; Salmoniformes; Salmonidae
Gene: prdm13
Product: PR domain containing 13
Biological process (GO): regulation of gene expression
Cellular component (GO): nucleus
Molecular function (GO): protein binding
Source: RefSeq, a predicted model, not a curated record
UCUCCCCACAGCUGCCGAAAGAGCCAAACUCUCUCACACCGCGCGCAUACUGCUCGCCCUUGCGCGUUAAUGUGUGGAGGGGGUACCUUGCUGCUCCAUUAGAAAAGCCGGAUCACAUACGCCACCGCAUCACUUUGCGGGCGGAGAUUGGCCUGUCCUCAUCUCUGUGACUCCUUCUUGUCUCAAUCAGUCACUGCGUGGUCUUCAUGGUUCUCAAACCACUGCACGGAGAGCCAGUCAUGCAAGCAACUCGGGCAUCCACUAUCAGUGUGUUUGCAGACUGCAGCAUCCCGGCCGGCCUGCGGAUAGGACCGGUGCCGGGCAUCUUCAAACUAGGGAAAUACGUUACUGAUCGCAAAGAGGUCGUAACCAAGAGAAAGAUUCGGCUGCUGAGGGGGGAAAUCGUGGAUGAAUCAGGUUGCCCUGUGCCAGACUGGAUUGGGUGUAUCCGGGCGGCCAGAAACAGUCAAGAACAGAACUUGGAGGCUGUCUCAGAUCUACCUAGUGGGCAGAUUUUCUAUCGUGUGCUGACGGAGAUCCCAGCAGGCGAGGAGCUGAGUGUGUGGUACUCCAACACUCUGGCUCAGUGGUACGACAUCCCUACCACUGCCACUCCAACACACGACGAGAAAGGUGAAGAACGCUACAUUUGCUGGUACUGCUGGAGAAUAUUUAAAUAUCCCAACACACUCAAGGCCCACGUCCAUUUCCACUGCGCUCUGAGCAACGGGCGGAGCUUUGUGAACAGCGAGCAGGCCAGGAGCACAGACAGCUUCAGCAGGUCACCCAAAUCCGGGGACAUUCCCUACACCUCCGCCUCGCCCAGGAACGGCCACAACACCUCCAUCUCAGACUCUGUCAGACGGACCGUGUCUUCCUCACCCUUCCUCAACAAAGCGGGGGUAGCAAAGAAACCCAGCUCUGAGGAGCAGGACAGAGCACUUGACAUGAGCGUUACCUCGGCCAGAAACCACGGACAUCUCAUGGGCCUUGGCGCAACGUCUUCAAUGUUGAGCAACAUGGGGUUCCACCCAGGCGUGCGCUCUGCAUUCAAGCCCAUGGGCCAAUCCAAGGUCCCCYCGGCUGACGUCUACAYAGAGGAAACUAAUGGGAAGCAUAAUGGACUAGGCUUCAGCAAACUCCUGGGGAACAUGAAAUCYACGCGAGCCUUGAAUGAACCUUUYACCGGAAGCCAUCCCUCCAAGUGCGUCCAUCCAUUAGAUUCCAUAUCUCCCGUGGUCCCGUGCGCAAACGCCGUCAGGGGUUUUCCGUUAAUACCUAAUUURGAGGAGACAUCGGCUUUCAAGCACGUGGAGAGCCGYAUGKACUCUGGACUGUCCCCCUCGCGRUARUCUCAGAUGUCCUCUGGAUUCCAWWUUGAGAGGUUUUCUCUGCCUCAGUURGAUGGCGUCAAGCCAUAUAAUGGAGAUUGCAAUAUCCCCCUCAUGCCAUUCACCGUGUACAAUGGCGAGCUGCUUUAUAGUUCACCKUACUACCCACUGAAAUUCCAUUUUAGCAAUCUCCUAAAAUACCCGGAGWCWAUGUCCUACUUUGGCGCACCUGCACUCAACCAAGACCUGYGUUCAAUAACCAACAUUGACAGGGAGAUAGCCAUGCACACUCAACAGUUGUCUGAAAUAGCCGURGAAAAGAACCGAYCRAGGCUCGACUCRWUGCCCACUGCUAACACAGGCUCAGGGAAGCRCAAAAAGGGACACUUAUGUCUUUACUGUGGUAAACUGUACUCUCGYAAAUACGGACUCAAGAURCACAUGAGAACUCACACAGGGUACAAACCARUGAAGUGCAAAGUUUGUUUUCGGCCCUUCGGUGACCCCAGCAACCUGAAUAAGCACAUCCGUCUSCACGCGGAGGGGAACACRCCGUACAGGUGCGAGUUCUGUGGCAAGGUACUGGUGCGCCGGAGGGAUUUGGAGCGUCAUGUCAAAUCAAGGCACCCUGGACAAACAAUAAAAAAAGCUGAGGACAAAACCGAGGGCAUAUUCGAGGAUCAAGAGCAAAAGAGCGACAAUGACAGUGACGUAGAUGUAUGCUUCACCGAUGAUCAGAGCGACCAAGAAUCCAGUAAAAUAGAUGAUUAAUUGAGAUUUUGACACAUAUAGGGGCUAUGGCAAAGACGGCACAAUGUUUUGUGAAAUGGUUACAGGUUACCUGUACAGAUUUCUGUGUAAUUUAUGUUUUCCCCAAGGAACGAAAGUUAUUUAUGUAUGUUUUAAAGUUAUUGAAAAUGUAAUUGUUUUUUAUUUAAAAAAAAUCAGAUUAGGACUAGACAAGUUUCAAAUUACAGCCUUUUCUUUUACAACAAUGUCUAUUCGUUUCAGAUGGAACAAAGUAUAGGCAGUAUGAUUUCAGAAUUGUAUAAUAUCACAGCUGAUGAUAAUGCAUUUCUUUGUUUAUAUGCUAAUUGGUAGCCAAUAUGUUUCCCAAAUAGAGGCCGGCUGCACUUUAAAACAGUUAUGAACAAUUCAUUGUCAAGCCAUGUAGGUCAAGUGUUUAAACACUGAAUAUCACACUUACUGCUAUUUUUUCAUCCAUUUGAAUUACAAUAACUUAAAUGUUGCACUUUCUUGCGAGGGCAUUUAAUUGUUUUAGGACAAAGUUGAGAAGGACGGCAAAUAUUUAUAGCAGUUAGUACCAAUCCAUUAUUUAAGGAUCUUGUUUAUAGUAGAAAAUAACAUCUGAUUUAAAAAGCAUCAUGUACAAAUGUAAGAAUAUGAUAUUUCACUGUUCAGUGAAAAAGUGUUGUACGUUUGUUCAUAAGUGAUAUUGUAUAUUGACAAUAUUUUCCUCUUGUUCACUGAGUUGUUCCUUUUUAAUAAAUGUAAUUUAAAACUUUGAAA